AUGGCGUCCCAUGGCAAGGUUAUGGACCUCUUCGACGAGCGCUAUCUCGAGUUACAAGAUGUUGUUGGCAACGUCGAGCCGCCACCCACUCUAGUACCUUAUGAGCAGUACAAGGCUCACGCCAUCACCUACCGGAUGGACACGAACCAUGACGUUUUCUUCGCGCUUCUCCAGGACUUCACGGAGCGCAAGGCGUUGGAGACGGGCAAGGAGCUGUGGACGUGGUGUGUGCAGUGGGAAGUCAGUCAGACCGCAGCUCGCCAAUCCCUCGCGGCAUCGCAAUCAGCAAAGAGGCCUCGCCUUGACUUGGACCCGCCGAACACCCCUACCGCGCCGAAACCGGCCAGCAAUGCGCCUCCGAUGACUCUGCAUGCUCGCUGUAUAGAUCCCGAUCUCUUGCACGAGGAGGACAUGUUGCGCAUUCUGGUCGAUAUCGUGCAGGUCGACAGCACAGUGGUACCCAACUUCAUUGAAUUCCUUUACAGGUGGAUCGACUUUUACGAAGGAGACGGAAAGGCUCUGAAGGCGGCCCUACAUGGCGAGAUUCCAAGCUUGUGGGACUUUGAAUAUCAUCCAUUUCUUGUCACUCAGGAAGCCAAAAAGGAGAUUAAUCAAGCAAGAGGUGUCGCCCAAGACAGCGGAAAGGACGGACAAGGCGGUGACACAACCACCCAGAUGCGACAAAAGCCCGACCUAGCGGCACUCGAACGCAAGACAGAAGAAAGCGAACGUCUGAAGUAUCGCGAAGUACACUUCGGCAUCCAGCCCCCAAAGCUAGACGAGCCUCUGCCACCUCUCAUCAACGUCCCCCGAGACCAGUACAAGCGAGCCAAGUAUUACGAAGCUUGUUUCAAAUCGCGACAACGCGCGUUCUUCUUACUCGUAGAAGCAGGAGUCACCGCCCAGAACAUGCGAGACUACCACAGAGAUCAGACAAUGAGCCUGCAGGAGACGCCAACGCUCGUGGACGCAGGCGGCCUCAAGAACUACGAGAAGGACGCAAAACUUGCGCAGGCUUUCAAGUCGCUCAAGGAGCGACAUAGGGCAAAGCAAUUGGAAAUUUCCAUCAGCAACAAAUUGGCGGACGAGGCUCAGUUUGCUGCGCGCAGUGCUCCUCCCCGAAGUCCAUCGGGUGUCCCUCUUAUCCCUACCACGACUAUUCACGCCCAUCGCCCGGAUGUGACUGACGGUAUAUUGCGCAAGAUCCAGCAGACCAAAGAUGAGGAACUCCAAAGGAUCAACAUCGUUCCUACACCGCUUGUGGGCAAGAUGAAGAGUACGCUGUUCCGAGGUGCAAGAGACAAAGCGGGUUUGCAAGCGAUGUUCGCGCGUAGUAGUUUCCCAUCGAUCCCACGUUCUUCAGGCAACUUUGAUGGCGGUAGGUUGAACAACAACAAUCACGGCGAUGGGAGUACCGAUGAAGAUUCAGACGACGACAUGAGUGCCCCAAGGGCCAGAAUGCGUCUGCUGCCUACACCCUUAUUGCCAUCGCCUACAUCGCUUCCUCGUCCGAACCUCCCAUCGCUCAAGACGCUUCCCUGUCCAUCCCUACCACCGCCUGCAACGCUUCCUCGUCCGAACCUACCACCGCUACCGCGCCCACCGCCUGCGAUGACCUCCACUCAACCUCUAAAUACGUUCAUUCCUGACACGACGUUGUUCCCCCACCUGCGACACCGAUCAAGCCAUGCCGCUCUACCUACUACAGAAGUUGCAUCUGCUGCAGAACAGACACUACCAAAUGUUGCGGCGCUCAUGCGAAAUAUCACUCCAAAUCCCGCAGACCAAAUGAUAGGGAUGCUCAAGCAGCAGAUCGUCGUACCCGCAAACACCAUCGGUCCCGGCGGACUGAAGCUAGGCGACAGCGGAGUAGCCGAGACCGAUGCCUUCCUCCUUGGAUACACACACCCUAAGAGCGGGAAGAUCACCCUCAAUCGCGCAGUUUUUCUACCCUUGGGCGUGUGGGCCAACGCGCAAGAUAGAGUGCGAAAGGGUCACUAUCAGGUACUGGAGAGCUAUGCAGCACCGAAUGGAAGACCUUCAGUACCGCAUCGCGCUGCCUACGAGAAGGUGAAACAAGCCUAUGAGAUGAUGAUCAUGGGAUCUCCAGUGGCGAGGGAGCGAGAAUUGACAAAGAGGUGGAGGGCUAGCAGGGGAAGGAUGACGGCGACUCAGAGGGGUGCCGUCUGGGAAGGUUGGGCUGUGGAGGUUGACAGAGAGAUCGCUCUGAAUAAAGAGGACAGAAAGGGUGCUUUUGUGCAGAACGCGCUGGUUGAUGGAGUGGAUGAGAAUAGCGAUGAGGCUAGGAGGAGGAGGGAGAUUGAGGAGUUGCUUGAGACGGAUGAGGCGUGGGACUAUGAGGAGGACGAGAACGACGAAGACGAAGACGGAGUUGAGCAGGAUUACGGAGAUGAAAUGGAGGAAGAGGAUGAUGAUGAGGGGGAUAGCGAUGACGACGACGAUGAUGAUGAAGAAGAUGAAGAUGAAGAAAAUGAGAUGGAGGACGGUGAGGAUGAGGAUGUGUAUAUGGAUGGCUAG
This is a messenger RNA of Alternaria infectoria, 2538 nucleotides long. RefSeq lists its product as uncharacterized. The record is from RefSeq and is a predicted model, not a curated record. Bases 1 to 2538 code for a protein of 845 amino acids. Lineage: Eukaryota; Fungi; Ascomycota; Dothideomycetes; Pleosporales; Pleosporaceae. The transcript has 2 exons.